GAAUACCAGUACCAACGUUCCAAUUAUCCGCUUCGAUUCUGUAUACAAGGAAAGAAACUGAAAAAAACAGAGAUGUUCAAUAUUACCACAGAAGCGUAUUCCGCUCGAUCGACAGAUUUCCUCAAUUAGUAUGGAAGCGAUCGUACUUGAAUCAGCACCGAUAAUUUCUCGUUCCCGGUCGCGACAACACGAAUCGUGCUUUUUUAUUUUUGUGAAUUAAACAGUGAAAGGUGGACGCAAUUCUACUAAAAAAUUCCUCGGUUAUUUUUCACGAAGAACGGAGUUGUUUGACAUUUCAGAGGCAUGGAGGGAAAGGAAGCAAGCACAUCGUCGUUCCAAAUGAAGGACGUAAAGUCGGAGACACCUCCCUCGAGUUCUUCGAAUAGUUCGAACAAUUUGGAAACCACCAGCGGGAGACGAAGCAUGUACGGCACAUGCGUUACGGCAGUUGACCUUAUUAACCAUAUACUCAUCGUCGGUGUGACAGUUUUUCUUCUUUACUAUUCGAUGCGUUCCUUCGGCGUGAUGGAUUUACACGUCACCCUUUGCACCGUGGGGUACGUCCUACUCAUGUCAGAGGCCAUUGUCGUGCUAGCCGAUGGGAGCAGCUUGACGAACUUUCUUACCCGUCGUGCCAAGAGCCACGUCCACUGGAUCCUGCAGUUACUCGGAGCGAUCUGCGUGGUCGCUGGUAUUGUGCCCAUGUAUCGAGUGAAGACCGUUCAUUUCCAGUCGAUCCACGCGAUCCUCGGGAUCGCGUCAACGGUGAUCAUGCUGUUCCUGGUAGCCUUUGGUUACCCGGUCCUCGUAGCGGCGAAACUUCGCGCGGUAAUCAGACCGGUGGUCAUCAAGUUUUCCCACAACUUCUUGGGCAUCAGCUGCUUCGUAUUGGGUAUGGCUUCCCAGUGCUACGGAUACAAGAAAUCCUGGCUAACCUACGUCUCCAAUGUACCUAAUAUUCAACUAAUCUGCAUAGUCGUUACCGCGUUAAUCACUAUACUUUCGUUGAGAGGAGCCUUGCCGACGCUAUUCAAGCAAUUCAUGACGAUGUUUCGAUAAACCGAUCAGAGUCUCUAUAUUAGAGAUCGAAGAUAGAGUGUUAGAACAGACAGAGGCAUCAGGGCAAUCUCUUGGAACGGUGAAAAUUGGACUGUCGAAAAUUGAACCUUAGAUUUAUUCACUGUGCCAGGAGAAAGGAAAAUUGAGAUUCGUAUUCUUGUUCAAAAAUGGCCCUGAUGAUCAUUUCUGUUGUAUUAGAUGUAGAAGGACAACUGGUAGCGAAAUCUAAGACUGUUCAAAUGGAUUCUUCUUUCAUUCUAGUAAAUAUAGACUGUUCGAAGAUCGACGUGGCUGUUGUCAAAGCGAACGUUAAUCGUGUGUAAAUUACCGCGCGCAUAUGUAUCGAAAGCAAACGUUGACACGAGCGUAAUUCAAUUUUUAGCGAUACACGGAGCACAAGACCAGAGUACACAUAGGGAAAUCACAUCAUCGUGUCUGGAAAAUACGCGUUACGUGAACGAACACGGGAUCAAAGAUCAAUUAUAUAAAGUGAUUAGGCUUGGACGUCGCGAAUAUUUAUCGUCGAUAGUGGGCGUUCAAAAGCGACCGUGUCGAGAAUUUUUUUGUCACAAUCGUGAACGAUUACGGCGAAUUGACAUUACGUAUAGUGAAAUUAUCGCGUAGCCGACCUUUAGUGUUGAUUUAUCGUUUAUCAAGAUUCGAUUUUCAUACGAUUAUACGACAUAUGACUGACGCAUAGCUUAAAGCAGACGAUUAAAUUAAUUGUGUUAAAAGAAUUCGAUAAAAGACGGUUUCUAGUGAUCUGUCAAUUGCUUAAUUUAUUACCUACUUUAUAUCUGUAAUGUGAUAUUAAUGGUACUCAAAAUUGUCUUUUUUUAUUAAUUAUUUAACACAUUAAAUACAAUUAUUCAGAAUACUGUUUCGUUUUUUCAUUUAACCUUCCCAGUUUAAUUUCUGUAAAAUUCUUUUCUCUCAAUUUAACUCAACGCCCGCUGGCACUGAACAUGUUAAAAUAAAAUCAGUUAAUUUUCAUCAUGUUUAAUCUUUCUCACGUCUCACCUGUAAAACUAUUCAAAGUUUGCCUUCUGUUUCGUAUACAAAAUUCGAGUAGACAGUUUCUGACGAUCCUCCCGGCGGUGAACCUGUUAACGUGCGAUAAGUCGGCUGAAUCUGACAAGAACGUUUACCUGUUUCAACAAAAUUUCAUUCGUGACUAUUAUGAAACGUUAAGGUAUAUUUAUUAAUUCGCGAACAGCGCUGAUCCCCGUGUCGAAAGGAGUAGACGCGGUUCGAGGCAGAGACACGUUGCUUCUGUAUCCGCAAACAUGCGAAUGCUUAUUCGCCUUUGGGUAAACACGCGAAUUACGUUUGCUCGAGUCAAACGUGAACGCAUUAAUUAGGAAAUUCACGACCCCGUUCGUUACCCCAGCCAAUCGGCUUAUUUUUACCGGUGACGCAGGGUAAAUUCCCGAUCCCUUGGCAAAUUAAUUUAAUGAGAACAGUCGAAUACCGGAUGCGUUAAAUAUACUAUCCGCGAAUUAAAUCAUUUUUCGUGAUAGAUACUUCGAAAAAAAAAAAUCGCCAACUGCUCUCACGAGAAUUGACAAAAAAAUUGAUUUACCCACUUUCCAAAUGAACGUUGUUAUUUCGAUACGGGAGUCGCAAAAUAUUUGUAUUCUUCGUGUAAUCAACGAACUAAAAAAUAUUUCACCGUUCUGUAGUAAUUUCCAUUUCGUAUUUCAUACUUUUAGCUCCUUUUUUCGAGCCGUCAUUCGCGAAUUUCGGGCAUUAAUUGAUAACGGUGCGGGAUUUAAAUAUUCACUGGAUAAUUAUCUCGCAAUCGCGAGUUGAAUUUCAGCGAAUUUUCGAGAGCAAUAAAAGUACACUAGCAAAAUUAUUUUAUAAAUUAUAUUGUUUCGACGUUAUAACUUUGUGUUUCACGUUUCAUGUAAAUUCCUGUGUUAUUGUUACUUUAAUGCGUGAAAUUAAUUUAGCGGAGAUUUUUUCUCAACCAUAAGCGAAACGACACACGUGUACACGUACGACGUAGUCGCGCACUGUGACAGGGUUGAAAUACGUAAAAAUUUAAUUAAAAUCACACGUAUCAAGCGACGAAUGCCGAAUAAAGCUCGCGGAAACGUCCACGCAAGUUAUUAUAUAAAUAUUAAGGUAAUUCAAGCGUGCAGGGAAGUAUGUAUACGCAUGUAGUUUUAAGCUCCGUUAACGGGGUAGUUCACGUAUUGUAUGAAUUAUUCACGACUCUUC
Osmia lignaria (orchard mason bee) is the source of this 3285-nucleotide messenger RNA. RefSeq names its product transmembrane reductase CYB561D2. Lineage: Eukaryota; Metazoa; Arthropoda; Insecta; Hymenoptera; Megachilidae. The record is from RefSeq and is a predicted model, not a curated record. Gene Ontology annotation, molecular function: transmembrane monodehydroascorbate reductase activity.